Prionailurus viverrinus (fishing cat) is the source of this 1482-nucleotide messenger RNA. It is a transcript of the gene CHIA, whose product is annotated as chitinase acidic. The record is from RefSeq and is a predicted model, not a curated record. Gene Ontology annotation, molecular function: chitin binding; chitinase activity. Lineage: Eukaryota; Metazoa; Chordata; Mammalia; Carnivora; Felidae. Gene Ontology annotation, cellular component: extracellular region. Gene Ontology annotation, biological process: chitin catabolic process; carbohydrate metabolic process.
AUGGCAAAGCUUAUUCUCCUCACAGGUCUGGCCCUUCUGCUGAAUGCUCAGCUAGGUAAUUCUGCUUACCAGCUGACAUGCUACUUCACUAACUGGGCCCAGUACCAGCCAGGCCUGGGCUUCAAACCUGAUGACAUUGACCCCUGCCUCUGUACUCACCUGAUCUAUGCCUUUGCUGGGAUGCGGAACAACGAGAUCACCACCACUGAAUGGGAUGAUGUGACUUUCUAUCAAGCUUUCAACGGCCUGAAAAACAAGAACAGCCAGCUGAAAACUCUCCUGGCCAUCGGAGGCUGGAACUUUGGAACUGCCCCAUAAGUCCUCUGUGGGAGAGCCUACUUCACUGCCAUGGUUUCCACUCCUGAGAACCUCCAGAACUUCAUUGCCUCAGUCAUCAAAUUCCUGCGCCAGUAUGAGUUUGAUGGGCUGGACUUUGAUUGGGAGUACCCUGGCUCUUGUGGGAGCCCCCCUCAGGACAAGCAUCUCUUCACCGUCCCGGUGCAGGAAAUGCGUGACGCUUUUGAGCAGGAGGCCAAGCAGAUCAACAGGCCCAGGCUGAUGGUCACUGCUGCAGUAGCUGCUGGCAUCUCCAACAUCCAGUGUGGCUAUGAGAUCCUCCAGCUGUCCCAGUACCUAGACUACAUCCAUGUCAUGACCUAUGACCUCCCUGGCUCCUGGGAGGGCUACACUGCAGAGAACAGCCCCCUGUACAAAUACCCUACUGACAAGGGCAGCAACGCCUACCUCAAUGUGGAUUACGUCAUGAACUACUGGAAGGAAAAUGGGGCCCCAGCUGAGAAGCUUAUCGUUGGAUUCCCUACCUACGGCCACACCGUCAUCCUGAGUGACCCCUCCAACACUGGCAUUGGUGCCCCCACCUCUGGUGCUGGUCCUCCUGGGCCCUCUACCAGGCAGUCUGGGUUCUGGGCCUACUAUGAGAUCUGUACCUUCCUGAAAAAUGGAGCCACUCAGGCAUGGGACACCCCUCGGGAUGUUCCUUAUGCCUAUCAGGGCAACCAGUGGGUUGGCUAUGAUAAUGUCAAGAGCUUCGAUAUCAAGGCUCAGUGGCUUAAGGAGAACAAUUUUGGAGGUGCCAUGGUCUGGGCCAUAGACCUUGAUGACUUCACAGGCACUUUCUGCAACCAGGGCAAGUUCCCCCUGAUCAAUACCCUGAAGAAAGCCCUUGGACUGCAGAGUGCAACUUGCCCAGCUGAAACACAGCCAGUUGAGCCCAUAACCUCUCCUCCCAGCGGCGGAAGUGGGACCGGAAGUGGAAGCGGGAGCGGCUCCUCCGGAAGCAGCUCUGGAGGCAGUUCUGUGGGUAGUGGGUUCUGUGCCGGCAAAGCCAAAGGCUUCUACCCCGUGGUGAAUAACAGAAAUGCCUUCUGGCACAGAAGGUACGUGAAUGGAGUCACAUACCAGCAGAAUUGCCAGGUGGGGCUUGUCUUUGACCCCAGCUGUGAGUGCUGCAACUGGACAUAA